CUGCAAGUCGGCGUUAAUGUCUCUGUAGCGCGUAACGACAACUCGUGUUCUGCCUAUGACUUCACUGUUGCGCGAGUAAGACCGGCGUUUAAAGUGGAUUUUACGACACGGCUUCAAUGGUUCAAUACGAACAACCCCAUUCAUAUGUCUGGCCUCCAGAUUACAAUUGGAUGAAUAAUAAUGGCGCGUCUAACGUCAGUCAAAAUCAUUAUCCGGUUACGUCGACGGAAAUGUUGGUUCCAUGGCUGUUAUCGGUGUGGAUGAUGGGAAAAGCUCCGGAUGACUGGUCAAAUAAAUCUAAACCGCCAAAAAAAUCUAAUAAAGGUUUUCGAAAUGAAUAUGUUGGUUUUAAAGACCGUUUUACGUGGGGUCAAAUUGACCUAGAAUAUCCAAACCAAGAAUCUAAAAGGAUGGCGAGAAAAUCAGGAGCCUUCAUACCAGCAAAUAAUUUACCGCUCGGAAUAGAAGUAUGGAAAGACAAAAUGUUCCUGAGUAUACCUCAGUGGAAGAAAGGGAUACCGGUAACGUUAACCUCCGUUGAUUUGAACAGCAACUCUUCAUCUCCUCGGUUGAAACCGUUUCCAGAUUGGAACUGGUACACUACAGCGGACACGGAUCCAUGCCGAGGUCUAGUAUCUGUGUUCAGGAUGCAAGUGGACAAAUGUGAUCGGUUAUGGGUUUUGGACACAGGUUCCAUUGAUUUGGCAAAAAGUGUAAACCAAAUAUGCCCUACGAAAUUAGACGUGUUUAAUUUGAAAACCAAUCGACACGUUCGACGUUUCAUUUUUCCGUCUGCUCAAGUUUCCAAAGAUUCUUUGUUCACCAAUAUUGUUGUGGAAAUAAUCAACGACAAUUGCGAAGACGCUUUUGCAUACAUGUCUGAUGUAUUUCAAUACGGGCUAGUUGUCUACAACUACAAAAUGGAUGUAUCCCGAAGAAUUUUCCACCCGUACUUCUAUCCGGAUCCUUUGCAUUGCCGCUAUCAUUUGGACAACAUUACAUUUCACUGGGUAGACGGCAUCUUCGGCAUGAGUUUGUCGCCAGAAUCAAAAAACCGAGUUCUAUACUUUCACGCCAUGUCCAGCAAUCACGAAUUCUACGUUCCCACUUCCUCGCUGCGCAACGGCACUCUUGGCAGUGACAUACUUGACCAUUUCGUAUCAUUUAACGAUUCUAGAUGCCAUAAGCACGAGUUGUGUCAGACGUCUGCGUCUGCUAUGGACACCAAAGGAGUGAUGUACUACAACGUGGUGACCACGGCUAAGAUAGGGUGCUGGAACUCGAGACACGAGUUCAAGCCGUCCACGCAGGGUGUCUUAGAUAGUGGACCGGUUCAACUGAGUUUUCCCAAUGACCUAAAAGUGGACCAAGAGCCGGUACAGAGGAUUUGGAUGAUCAGCAACGGAUUACACAAGUACCUUUACAACAAAAUGAAUCCGAACGAGAUCAACGUUCGAGUAAUGAUGGCGUACACAGACGUCGUGACCAGAGGUACCGUUUGCGAUUCUAGAUAGUGCGAUAGAGGUAAUAGUCAAAAUUAUAAUAUUAUGUGGUUGUUAACAAACCAAUAGCCAAAAAACAAUUGCUCAAUGUAAUGUGUAAGUUAACCUUAAAACAACAGAGUUAACACAAAAAUUGUCUAUACUUAAUAAAUUAUUUUGAGUUUGUUAUAAAAUUAUUAAUAACUACGCUAAAAUAUAAAAGUUUGUUUUUACAAUUUAUUACUUCAUAUUUGUAGCACAGUUAAUACUAGGACUUUUGAAUGGAAGGAAUAUCAUCUAAAAUAUUGAAUUAUCGAGUAAAAUAGAUAAAAACCAUAUUUAACGUACUUUAUUACAUCAUUUUUAGCAUAACAAUGUCAGUGGACAAAAUAUAUUAAUAUGCCUAUAAGAGUUUUUGAUUGUGUGUUUUGAUGAAUUAUAUUUUCAAGCUAUAAAUGAUCGAACAAUAUAUGUCCC
Molecule: messenger RNA, 1958 nt
Organism: Adelges cooleyi (spruce gall adelgid)
Lineage: Eukaryota; Metazoa; Arthropoda; Insecta; Hemiptera; Adelgidae
Product: protein yellow-like
Exons: 5
Coding region: 117-1514 (465 amino acids)
Cellular component (GO): extracellular region
Source: RefSeq, a predicted model, not a curated record